This is a messenger RNA of Stylophora pistillata, 1275 nucleotides long. RefSeq lists its product as uncharacterized. The record is from RefSeq and is a predicted model, not a curated record. NCBI's taxonomy places the organism in Eukaryota, Metazoa, Cnidaria, Anthozoa, Scleractinia, Pocilloporidae.
GACAACUGCGAGCCAAGACAAUGGGUCGACCUGGGUUGUUAGGUUUGUGAAUUUUAGAGAAAAAGUAAAUAGAAGAAGUUCUAGGAGUGGUAAUGAUGAGAUUUUUUGCUGUGGCCAGCAAUUCUUGUUUAGCUUGUUUAGUUCAGUUCGUUAAUCGUAUUUUUGACAGUCUUGAUUAGUGAAAGUGAGAUCUUUGUCAACCUUUUGAUUAAAAGAGGUGUCACAGAGUUGCCGCAAAGCUUCUUUUUGGUAAAGAUCAGUCCUCCAAACAACUACUGCGCCGCCCUUGUCGGCUGCUUUGAUAACAAUGUCUCUGCGUUUUUUUAGGUUCUUUUAGUGGCGACCGCUCUUCAAAGGAGAGAUUGAAAAAUUUGGUGCUACGAUUGAAUUUAAGUUUGUUAAUAUCGUGGCGACAUUCUUUGAUAAAAAAAAAUCCAGUGAUGCAAACCUGACCCUCUGGAGGAGGUCAUUUAGACUUCGAAUCUGAAGUGUUUCGAAAGUGUAUUUGCGCGAUGUGUGAGAAUGAAAGUUUAUUUACAAUUUGUUACUAUUAGCACUGAAAAGCCUCAUUGGGGGAGUGGUCAAUUAUUAUUAGGAUUUUAACAAUUAUUAUCAUGAUUAUCAUGACUAUUAUUAUCUUAUUAUCAUUAUCAUCAUUACUUGAACUUCUUGAUAACGGAAACGUGGUCGGAACGUUUUCACAACUUAACCAUCUUUCAAAAUCACUCGUCUUUAAAACACUUUACUGACGAGGUACUACUUUUCUUGUCUUCUCUACUUAUGUGGUCUUGUUGCAGUGGAGUGAGAGAAGGAGGUAUAUCCGAAGAGGGUCGCCAACUUCGGAGAACAAAAAAAGGACGUCACUUGAGGAUGAAAAAACUGUUGUAUUCCCUCUUGGACAUGUGUAAAUCAACUCAAGAUGUGUUGCUAAAACAGGCAAAGCAGGAAAUAGCCAUGGGGAAAUGUAAGAACAAAGUGGACUGUAUGACUGAAGAAAUCGAAACGUUAAAGAGAAUCACUACAGAGGAUGCUAGGCCUAAACAAGCGAGUAGCAGGGCACAAAGAUGGUGUCUGGGAAAUCGCCGUCGUUAAUUUAGCAGUGGCUAAGAAGAAGGUUGAAAAACUGUUAAUUCACAUAUUCAUUUCAACAAUAAUUAAGAAACUCCUUCCUGGAUUGCCCGAGCUAUUCCUCUCAACUGAGGCCUUUGAUCUAUUGUCGGAUUUUAAACCAAAAAGGUUUUGAUUUAUGAAUAAAUCAAUAUCAUUACUUCACGA